AUGAAGCUUUUCCAAAAGGAAAAGUCAUCCACUGCAAACGGCGAACGUGACCAGGCGACCAAGGCAGGAGUCGACACGGCAUGGCGGGUGGCGUUUCUCGCUGCGCUGAUGGCGUUCUUCGAGGCCUCGAGCUUCCGCUCUUCGGGCUUCCUGUACGUCGCGGUCAUCGACGAAUAUCAAGCCGACAGAGGACUGGCAUCUUGGCCGGUUAGCGUCUUCGGUACCAUGAUUGACAUGGGAGGUAUUGUUUCCGGACCUUUGUGCCAGCUCUUUGGAGCACCAGCGACACUAAUUUCUGGUGCCAUUAUUACGGCGCUGGGAAUGUUGGGAGCAAGCUUCACUAAAAGCAUUCCUUUACUAACAUUAACACUUGGUAUCAUUCAUGGCGCUGGCGCCGGAACUGUUUCGACAAUGCUCCAGGUUUUCCUCAGCAUGUACUUCGACAAGUACAGGGGCACCGCGCAUGGGAUCAUGUUUGCAGGCGCCACAAUGUCAUCUUUUGUCUUCCCAAUGCUCUUGUACUUCUUGAGAGAAACCUUCGACUUUCAAUACUGCCUGCUAAUUUUCGGGGCCAUACUCCUGCAUCUUGUUCCCAUUAGCUUACUCUUCAAAAAACCACCGUGGGUACAAGAAGGCAAGAACCGCGAAAGCAAACUAAUACCAGAAUCGAGCUGCGCUACGACCAUAACCAUUGAGGGUAACCUAGAACGUGCCGGCGGCACUCGCAUCAGCACAGGCGAUGGCAAAGAGCAACCAGGAAUCGGACGUAAAGCGCUAGCCAUCCUCAAAAUACCCAUUUUCUAUGCAAUUCUCGUCACGUGGACAAUCAUGUGCUACAACGAGGACCUGUUUCUCACCACCAUAGUGGACUUUGCGAAAGAUCACGGAGCUUCCACGGCUACCGCUGUACCCUUAAUAUCCUACCUCUCCAUAACCGAUACGCUGGGUCGAAUCUUUUUACCCCUGAUAGCCGACAGAAAGCUGAUGCGUCGAAGCACACUCGUGGCGUUAAAUGCUCUUCUCACGGCCAUUUCUGUUGGGCUACUGCCCCAAGCAACCACGAAUGCAAGCCUCGUGGUUGUCACUCUGCUGGCUGCUUGUUUUAACGGAUGCGGAAUGACCAUGUACGGCGUACUGCUCGCUGACUACAUCGGCAUUGAUAACCUGCACAUCAGCUACACCCUAGCUGGACUGACCUGUGGUCCUCUGCUCUUCCUGAAGCCCUUGCUUGUUGGGUACUUUCGGGAUCAGCUUGGCUCGUAUGACAACAUGUACCGAAUGCUGGCGGCAUUUCAAGUGUUUCUGUUUUUCCUAUGGAUCGCCGUGUCUUAUUCAGAGCGCAGACGCGCUAAAGCCAAGGCUUCUAACAUCGAGGAAAUUCUUCAAUAUGCUCCAAGAAGAAAGAGCUCAAAAAUAACCACGAAUUUGGGAAACUCUUUGUGCACAAGGUGUUGGUUCUCCAUCUACCACAUUUGCAAAACUUUAGAAUUGUGCAACUGA
This is a messenger RNA of Ixodes scapularis (black-legged tick), 1500 nucleotides long. Its product is annotated as monocarboxylate transporter 5-like. The transcript is spliced from 5 exons. The coding region runs from base 1 to 1500 and encodes 499 amino acids. Gene Ontology annotation, molecular function: monocarboxylic acid transmembrane transporter activity. Gene Ontology annotation, biological process: transmembrane transport. The record is from RefSeq and is a predicted model, not a curated record. Lineage: Eukaryota; Metazoa; Arthropoda; Arachnida; Ixodida; Ixodidae.